Molecule: messenger RNA, 1124 nt
Organism: Aspergillus campestris IBT 28561
Lineage: Eukaryota; Fungi; Ascomycota; Eurotiomycetes; Eurotiales; Aspergillaceae
Product: GNAT family N-acetyltransferase
Exons: 3
Coding region: 245-934 (229 amino acids)
Molecular function (GO): acyltransferase activity, transferring groups other than amino-acyl groups
Source: RefSeq, a predicted model, not a curated record
CCCACCGUCACCGUCCCUUGAAUUGUCCGCCCUAUAUCACCACUGGACUCUCCUCCCCUAGACAAUAGUCUCCGCUCCUCUCCUCUCCUCCCCCACAUCAUACCACUCGAACCAUCUAGCCUCCCCACUAUCGUCGACUUAGAUGGCGCUAUCGUUCGAUUCUCUCCGCCACCAUUCGCACGUGUACACCAUCGCCCUGUCCCAACCCACCCGCAGAGCCAAUAGACGUUGAUCCGAUGACACCAUGGCCAUCGAUAUAGUCCUCAUGACGGAGCGGGAUAUCCCCGCCGCCGUUCAGUGCGUGCAGACGGCAUUUGCCGAGGAUCCGUAUUUCUGUUGGUUGUUUACAGCGUCACGGUACAACAUCGCCCGCAACGCCGCCUCUCUAACCGCGCACUUCCAAUACGGCCUCAACUGCAACGCCCCAAUGUACAUCGCCCUUCAGCAAUCUAGCACACCCGACAAACCCGCCCGCAUCGUCGGCGUCAGCUGGUGGUUUCCGCCCUCGCCCGCCUCCCCAACAUGGACAACCCUGGCGCAGGACUGGCUGCUGUCCGCGCGCCAGCUCGUCUUCAACAUCCGGUUUGGCGGCCGCGGCGGGCUCAACCUGCGCCGCUACCGGCUGUGGAAGGCGCUGCAGCGGGAUGCGCACGCGAAGCUGUGGACGGACCCGCAGGGGUACUACUUUUGCAAUGUGUUGGCGGUGGAUGAGGCCGCGCGCGGGAUGGGCGUCGGACGGAAAUUGGUGGAGGUGGUUACGCGUAGGGCGGAUCGGGAGGGCCGGCCGUGCUACCUGGAGAGUUCGCGCGGGAUGCCAAAUCUGGUGAUAUAUGGGCGGAUGGGGUUUGAGGUUGUUGGGGAAGUGGAUUGUGUGGAUGGGGGGGAUGCGUGUAAGCUCUAUUGCAUGGUGAGGCAGCCGAAGGUGAAGGCAUAGCUGGGGAGAAGAUCAUGAUUUAUGACUUUACGUGAUGCACUUUGGGUUUGAUUUCUGUAACUGGCAGCUACUAAAUUGUUUGAUCAUAGCUUAAGAUGGAUACUCAUGAUGGGAGUUUCAUUUUUUCAUUCCCCGCAAUGCCAUAGAAUAUGGAGAGUUAGAGUUGGCAGAUCAGUGACAUGAAACGUAC